Molecule: messenger RNA, 3461 nt
Organism: Aricia agestis (brown argus)
Lineage: Eukaryota; Metazoa; Arthropoda; Insecta; Lepidoptera; Lycaenidae
Gene: Smg5
Product: protein SMG5
Exons: 4
Coding region: 242-3118 (958 amino acids)
Biological process (GO): nuclear-transcribed mRNA catabolic process, nonsense-mediated decay
Cellular component (GO): telomerase holoenzyme complex
Molecular function (GO): telomeric repeat DNA binding; protein binding; telomerase RNA binding
Source: RefSeq, a predicted model, not a curated record
CAAUUCGCAUUUCGCAAUUUCAUAUUCACAAGUAUUUUUCGAGGCGCUUUUGCAUUUCGUGUAAAAACUACUGCUGUUCGUAAUUAUUUUAUUCUUAUUUUCACAUUUUCUGUGUUACAAGUUUCAUAACAUACAAUGGUGUUAUAAAAAUGAUCUAUUUUUAUCACAAAAUUGACGUUCAAGGAACGAGGAAAGUGUAUGUAAAAGCGAUAUCCUGACAAGUGGGUAAAAUGACUUGAAGAUGAACGGAUGCAAUGAAGACUUUGUGGAAUCAAAAAUAGUUGAGCGCAACGAUCGCGCUAAAAAGAUCUAUCGAUAUGUGACUGAUAUAGCGAGGAGACUAGGUGAUGCUACAUCUAGUGUCCGCGGAGUAGCAGAUCUGUUCACACUGGCCAUAGAGUUACAGCGACAAAAAUUAAGAGAUAACUGUGAAAAACUUUUCUUUCUUGAUCCUGAAAACUAUGGUAAAAAAUCAUUGGAACUCCUCUGGCGUAAAGUUUAUUACGAUACUAUCAGUGCUGCUAAAAAGCAUCGGGAAAAUGACAAUAAAUAUGACAACCACCUCUUCACCCUCAUCACCAGUGGUAUCGGGCAAUUUAAUAACAUGCUCCUUAGGAUACAAUCAGAUUUACAUAUUGACAUGAAGGAAUUGGAUUUCGUGUCCUCAUAUGAUGAUGAAGAAACUGAGGAGCAAACCCCUAAUAAUGUUUCUGAUGAGGACAUUGAGAUAGGCAAAACAUCCAUCUACUCCUGUCUUAUAUAUCUGGGGGACUUGAGUCGCUAUCAAGUAGAAAUCUUUAACCUUUUUGAACAUUCAUUAGCAGCCAGGUACUAUCUGCAAGCUUCUCAGAUAGACUGUCAACUAAAAAACCCCUCUGGAAUGCCAUUCAAUCAACUAGGAAAUUUAUACUUGGGAAAAAAUUUUAAUUUGGAUUCUGCUUGCUUUUAUAUUCACUGUCUCAGUUUUAUUUCACCUUUUGAGGGAGCAGCUGGUAAUUUGACAAAAAUAUUUGAGAAGAAUGCACAGUUUUGUGACCUACUCAGUGAUUCUGAAUCCUUAACGCAAACUGAGCAUAUGCAAGUGACAAUCGCAAAUUUUCUUUCCCUAAUAGAAAUAUGGUAUCUCGAUAAAGAGGACAGUGACAUAUCUAAAAUGUGUAGCGUCAUAGUUCAGCAAUUUAAAAUAGCAAUGAACUUCAAUAAACCUACAUUGCCAGAUAAAAAUAAAAAUUACACUGAGUAUACCCAAGCCUUAGAAGAGGAAAAUAUUAAUCCUUCCUACAUGAAUUCUAUCAUUAUUUACAACAUUGUAAAAAUUUGUCUCUUUACAAUAUCAAAACUCAAUGAAAAUAAUGAGGCCAAAGCUUUUGCAUGCAAAGCAUUUACACUAGCUUUACUGUCCCAAAUCCUACAAAAGUUACUUGCACAAGUACAAUCAAUAGGUCUCAAAAAUCCAGCUUGCAAGUACAAUCCCAAGUAUUUACCAAAAACUGAACAUGAUAAGGCUAAAGAAGAAGAGCUGCCACUGGAAGAUAUAAUCGUCAAUGGGAAGAAGAGUGACAAUGAAACAAUAGAUGAAGAAAAUGUAUCAGAUGAAGAUAAUAAGGUUCAUGUUAAUGGUGACUCCAAGAACAACAAAAAGACAAUAAUCAAAAGACGCCGAAGACGCCGUAUUGAUUCAUCAGAUAGCUCUGAUGUAAGUGACGCGGACAGUGACAGUAGAAAUGAUAAUAACUCAUCAGAUUCUGAUGAUGACCUUUCUGAUUCCACUUAUAAAUCAGAUGACGAAUCGAAAAGUGACAGGUCUGCUAGUGAUGAUGACGAAGAAGCUGAGUAUACUGCGGAAACAAAUGGUAUAGCAGAAGAAGAACCAAUAAAAGAUAUCAAAGUUGUACAAAAUGACGUAAAUAAUUCCAACAAAGAAAAUGGAGAUCCUAAUGCAUUAAACAUUACAGAAUUGCAAAACUUUUUGAUGGGCGAUAACUUUUUAGCGAGCAUAAAGCUACUAAUAGACUGGGUUCUGAACGAAAAAGACUUAAUUGUUUCAUGUGGCCAAAGUGGGGAAGCACUGUUCCAAUGUGUUGUUGAUUUACUCAAUACGUUUACACAUUACUUUACCCCUCAAGCAGAUGUAUAUUCUGAUGAAAAAGUAGUGGCCUAUGUCAGAAAUGUUGCAAAAAAAUAUCAUUUGGAAUACAAAUCCAUUCCUUUAACAGAAGAUAUCAAUUUACGAGGUACAAACAUAUGCAAAUUCGAUAAAGAUGCUGCAGAAUGGCAAACCAUGCAGAAAAUAAAGCCUCUAGAAGUAGAAGAAAAUGUAAUAAGAAUCCUACACUUCAUUGAUUUUGGCUACAAUGUUUCCAAAAUAAUACCAAGGAUCAGAUACAAUAAAAUAAUGAAAAUAUAUUACUUCAAGAAGAUCCCUCAACCAAAGGUACACACAAAACUAAACCAUAAACGGAGCCGAGAGUGGCAUAAUACAAAGAAACAGGAGAACACUGACGGUGGGCUGCUGCGGCGCUUGGGUAGGCUGUGGCUGACGUCACAAGUGCACGAGCUGGAGCGGUCGGAACAGGUCGACAUACCAACACUGCUGGCGGUCGACACGGCCGCGCUCCACGAACAUCUGAGACGCGUCAAGCAGCUGCUGCGGACUAAGAACUUCAUAUUCCUUGUGCCGUCUGUUGUUCUGCAGGAGUUGGAUGAAUUGAAACGCGAUCGAAGUACGGCCCGCGACGCCAUACGCUGGCUCGAGAUGCAACUCAAGAGCGGAUCGAGAUUUCUGAGAACACAAAAACCGGGGCAGUCGAAGCCGCUGCCGCUUCUGAAGUAUCCGCGGAAAGCCCCACAGAAUAUACUCAAUUUCGUGCAAAUUCUAGAAUUUUGCAACCACUUUAUCGCCGACGAGAAACAGAUGCACGGUACUGGUGAUGCUGACCAAAUACAAAAAUCGCCGCUACUGAUACUACUAGUUGGAAACGAAUUGGGUAAAGGUGAGGAAUACAAGGACUUCAGCCUGAAGGGUGCUGCUAAAUCUGCGGGCAUCUCGGUGGAGAACAUAAGUGACUAUUACACUAAGUGGCGUCAAGCGGCACAGAGAUCCGGGAAAAAGAGGUGAACCAACAUGAACCAAUCUCGGAUCUCAGACGAUAAGAAAGGAACAAGUUUCCAAGGGCCAGUUCAUUCAAUUGGAACGAAAAAACAGAGAAAAUUCCAAGUGAGCACACUAAGCUCAAUUGAAGGAAAGAAGUUAACAUAAGUUUGAAUUUAAUACUUCUUCAUUUUACUUUCACCAUCCAUCAUUUCAUUCCCAUCACUAGAGAUAAAAGUUUCCUAAUUUCUUGACAGUUAUUAGACAUCCAAAACGAAUAUAUUCAUUGUUUCGUAAUAUCCAAGUUAUUUCUCAUGUUAAUUUUAUUCAUCUGCCAUGGGUAAUAAAUAUAUUUAAACCACAGAUGUCG